Labrus bergylta (ballan wrasse) is the source of this 1656-nucleotide messenger RNA. RefSeq names its product gene rich cluster, C10 gene (gene grcc10). Gene Ontology annotation, biological process: post-embryonic development. The record is from RefSeq and is a predicted model, not a curated record. Lineage: Eukaryota; Metazoa; Chordata; Actinopteri; Labriformes; Labridae.
UUGUUUGAAAAUAUAUCGAUAUAUCUUAAAAACUUGAUAUAUUAUCCGGCCCGACUAGAAACUAGUUAAUGUUUGGGGUUAGAUAAUCAACAGCCUCUAACAUUUAAAAAGUUUUUGUUAUGUCCUGUUAGUGUUACUGUAAAUAUCUCAGUACACAUUGUCUUGAUGUGUCAUGACUGUGGUUUAUGUUUGUAAUGUUUUGCAGAACAGGAACCUGCUGGAAACCAGUUUUUUAAACUGAACAUGGCCUCAGCUCCAGCACAGCAGCCCACCCUGACUGUUGAGCAGACCAGAGUGGUACUGAGUGAGGUGAUCCAGGCUUUCUCGGUACCAGAUAAUGCAGCGAGGAUGGAGGAGGCUCGAGAAAGUGCCUGCAAUGACAUGGGAAAGAUGCUGCAGCUUGUGCUCCCUGUGGCCACUCAGAUUCAACAAGAGGUCAUCAAAGCGUACGGUUUCAACAACGAAGGAGAAGGUGUCCUAAAAUUUGCCAGAUUGGUGAAGAUGUAUGAAACUCAGGACCCUGAAAUUGCAGCCAUGUCAGCUAAAUUGAAGUCUCUCCUCCUGCCACCGCUGUCAACACCUCCUAUAGGAGGCGCCAUUCCAGCUUCAUAGGAAAUAUUUACAUUCACUCAACUGUUCAACUGCAACGUUGCUUUCAAGUAAUGCUUUAGGGAUCAACAUUUAAGAACUGUUAUUCCUUCUUUUUAAUUUGUUAGUUACAUUACUUUUCUUGAGGAAAUAAUGGAAAAAUACUCAAAACACUAAAACGUUCCAAGAAAGUCAGUCAAUUUAUUUUAUUCAGAGCAUUCUUGCAGACUUGUUAAAUUAUUGCUUUUUUAAUGUUUUCAUAUUUAUUCGUUACAUGUUACACUUUGACCAUACUCUUACGUCAUUCAACCUUAAACAAUUCCUUUAAUGCCUUUUUUUUUUAAUCAUUAAACCAUUUUUAUAUGCUGUCAAAUGUAUAAAAUGUCAUUAUUUUGUCUUGUAUUAAAAGGUUUUACGUGAAACUCUUGUGUAGUAAUGUUGUGGUAAAGAAAACAAUAACUUGCAUAUAUACAUAACUUUAUUAUUGCAAUAAGGCUUUGGCAACAACAUACUCAUAUGUUUAAAAAAAAAAUCUGAAGCGCUAACACAUGUACAUAUAUACAUUUCUGUAAUGAUUUAUCUUCCUUAGACAGGUGCAGCAAAAUAUAAAGUUAAAAGAUCCCUAGUCUCAUAUAUAAAAUCUGGGAUCAGGCCUCUCUCCAUCCUUUGUUCAGUGGGCUUUAAGUUAAGGUGCAUGCAGACAUCAUAGCAGAAGAGGUUCAUAAUAAAACUUGCACAGUAAGUAAAGAAAAAUAAAGUGCCCCAUAUUCUUAAACAUCUAUACAAAAACAAACAUGUUCCUAAAGUGCUCCUUGUUUAUAAAAAAAAGGCAAACCAGUGACCCUGCACCUUGUAACAAAUGUGAAAGGAACUCAUAUUCUGUACUUGUGCUGAUUCUUGUGUCUUGUACCUUAUUACCCAGCAGCUUUUUGGAUCUGAACAGAUGGUAUGUAGACAAUAAGAUGACUACAAGGUGCAGUUUCUUCCAUCUGGGCGUCAGAAAACAAUCCUGUUUGUGUGUGAUACAUAAAACCAUGUCAUAAAAUCGAAUAUUGCUUACAUUUUCAA